GCUGAUACGUAAAAAACAAAACUUAUUAUUUUAUUAGAAAUGAUUUCAAAACAAUUAAGAAAUAGUUGAUGUAAAAUCAAAAAUAUUGUUUGUUAACUACAACAGCCUAGUAGGCUCUUGCGUGUGUUUACUAAUCUACUAGUUCUACUUCAAGAUUAUUGAAUCCAAUUAUUUUAGAAUUUUGACAAACGUUUACCUAGAAUAUUAUUGUAAGUAACAAUUUGCCUCCUCCCUACCCAAAGGUGCACUGUUAUGCUGCAAUCGUGUUUAAAAAUGAAGUCGGGCUACAAUGCAAAACGAAUAGUUUAUGUGUUAGCCAAUAGGGCCUAUUCCAGAAAAUCUCGGCGUGAUAGAGAAAUUAGAGGAGAAGAAUUAUUAGAACAGGAAGACGAGCUCGUAAUGAAAAUUGAAGAUUCUGAAUUCCGAACAAAUCCUAAUUGGCAGCUGCUACCAAGACAUAAAGAUAGCCAGUUCAAAUUACCUAACAAUUUGGGUAUUGCACCUGAGGACUGUGUCAUAACUACUAGACUAAAUUAUUAUACUCAAGACUGUCCAAUUCUUUUAAAAUCUGAAAUCACAGAGCGAUUCAAUGUUCCCCAUUUGAAAAAUUUCAGCUUGUGUAUGAUUACUAUUAAUUUAAAGCAAACCUCUAAUACAAACAUGUCAAAUUUAACAAGACAGUAUUUACAUGCUGCUUUUGGUAUAAGUGAUCGUCUUCAAAGUGCUGGUUAUUGGGCUGAUUUCAUACAUCCUUAUACUGGACUUCCAGCCAUUAACCCAGGACCUAAUAUUGAUUUUUCCGCAUUAGAAUUACCAUACAAACAUACUGUUUAUCAAGUCAAUACACGCAGAAAGUGCAAAGUGAUUGUAGAAAAAAUAUCUCCUAAUACUAUUGGUAACUUAUUUACAAAUGCUUUACCUUCAAAAACUGAUGUUGUUGAAGAUAUUUUGGACGAAGUUAGUGAUUUACAUCAAAAUACUUAUGAUUGA
Messenger RNA from Melanaphis sacchari, 990 nucleotides. RefSeq names its product methylmalonic aciduria and homocystinuria type D protein, mitochondrial. Gene Ontology annotation, cellular component: mitochondrion. The coding region runs from base 253 to 990 and encodes 245 amino acids. Gene Ontology annotation, biological process: cobalamin metabolic process. The transcript has 7 exons. The record is from RefSeq and is a predicted model, not a curated record. Lineage: Eukaryota; Metazoa; Arthropoda; Insecta; Hemiptera; Aphididae.